This is a messenger RNA of Vitis riparia (riverbank grape), 1939 nucleotides long. Its product is annotated as ankyrin repeat-containing protein At5g02620-like. Gene Ontology annotation, molecular function: protein phosphatase regulator activity; protein phosphatase 1 binding. The coding region runs from base 45 to 1913 and encodes 622 amino acids. Gene Ontology annotation, cellular component: plasma membrane. The transcript has 3 exons. Lineage: Eukaryota; Viridiplantae; Streptophyta; Magnoliopsida; Vitales; Vitaceae. The record is from RefSeq and is a predicted model, not a curated record.
AAUAAAUAUGCAAGCUCCAACAGGUGGUAUUGCUCAAAACACGGAUGGCUCGAACUCCAGAAUCACAUACCCUUAACUUUGCUUCCAAUUCCAAUCAGGUUGAAGAUGCAAGCCAAACCCAGAUCUCAAACCAGUAUGCUGCUAAAGGUGGUAGCCAAACCGAGAUCACGCAAGAGUUUGCAGGUGACUAUAUUAGCCAAACUGAGAUCUCAAUCCAGACGGCGGCUGAAGAAGUUACUGGGACUGACAUCAGACACAUGGAUGCAAGUUUUUACAAGGCUGCCGCAGAAGGCAAUAUGAACAUACUAAGGAAUAUGUCCUUAGGUUAUAUGCUGGAUAAAUUAACCCCAAAAAGGAACACGAUCCUCCACAUUGCAGUCCAAUUUGGUCAACUCCACUGUGUUAAUUGGAUCCUUCAGUUUCGUUCAUUGUCAUCUCUACUGCUGCAGCCUAAUCUGAAAGGGGACACUCCUCUUCACCUUGCAGCAAGGGAAGGCCACUGGGUGGUCACACAAGUUCUUAUUAAAGCUGCAAAAGAACUUCCCAGUGGAAGAGGGAUUGGAGGAGAUAAGAUGAUGCUAAGGAUGACAAAUAAUGAGAAUGAUACAGCCUUGCACGAGGCAGUGCGAUAUAAUCACCCAGCUGUGGUGAAGUUAUUGAUCCUGGAAGAUCCAUAUUUCAUCUAUGGUGCUAACUCUUCUGGUGGAACCCCUCUUUAUAUGGCUGCCGAGAGAGGAUUCCAUGAGUUGGUGCAAAUAAUCAUAGACAACACUCGCAAUUUACCAGCUCAUAGUGGCCUCACGGGUAGGACAGCUCUGCAUGCUGCCGUAAUUUGCAAUGAUGAAGAUAUGACGAAGAAAAUACUGGGUUGGAAGAAUGGUCUAACCAAAGAAGUUGAUGAUAAUGGAUGGUCUCCACUACAUUGUGCUGCAUAUUUGGGUUAUACUUCAAUAGCAAGGCAAUUACUAGAGAAAUCUGACAAGUGCGUGGUUUAUCUUCGUGUAAAAAAUGAUCACAAGAAGACAGCUCUGCACAUUGCAGCUAGCUGUGGCCAUACGGAAAUAGUGAAGCUGCUAGUAUCACAGUAUCCAGAUUGUUGCGAGCAAGUAGAUGAUAAUGGCAAUAAUGCUCUUCACUUAAUCAUGAUAAAAAUGGGAAUUUCUGGUGAUUCUGGAUUGUUAAAUUUUCCCUGGAUGAGUUUCAGAGGACUUAUGAAUGAAAAGAAUGAUGAAGGGAAAACGCCUCUCCAUCUGCUUGCAGAUCACCAGAUGUUUCAUUGUGGACAUUUCAUCAUGCACAAAAUGGUGGAUAAGAUGGUACUUGACAAUGAAAACUCAACUCCUAUGGACAUAAUGUUGUCGGCUGAGGACAAGCAUGGAGAAAAGGUUCCAAUUCUAAAAAGACUGAGAAGUGCCAAAGCUAGAAGGGGGCCAUUGGGUUGGCAGAAAGUCAUCGAGGAAGACAUUGAGGGCCGUAGAAGAAAAGAAGCGGAAAAAGUAUCAAAAAUGAAAAAAGCAGCUAAAAUUCAUAUGUUGGUGGCCAUUUUCGUUGCAACUUUAAUCUAUGCAACAGGCUUCCAGUUGCCUGAUGUUUAUGAUGAGAUGAAAGGCAAGGACGAAAGAUUAAUAAUCCUAGCCCCGCCGCCUAAUGGGUACGAGGACAGUAUGGGCUGGGAUAAACAAAGGCAAGGAGCUUUCGACGCGUUUUACAGAACAGACGUAGUGGCUUUUCUUUGCUCCAUCAUAGCCGUUUUAUUAUACUUCUUAAUGUCGUUAUGGCCAUCUAACAACGUGAAUAUCGUCCGCGGAAUCGUAUUUGUUGGAUUUAUACUCACCUACUUUGGCUUGCUUGCAAUGUAUUCCACAUUCUUCUGGGGCCUGUUUUCUGGCUUUGCACGUAACACAUUUAAAUAGCAAUGAUAUUUACAUUCUUGUCAGGC